Molecule: messenger RNA, 15324 nt
Organism: Vespula vulgaris
Lineage: Eukaryota; Metazoa; Arthropoda; Insecta; Hymenoptera; Vespidae
Product: proline-rich nuclear receptor coactivator 2
Exons: 2
Coding region: 1783-2253 (156 amino acids)
Cellular component (GO): nucleus
Source: RefSeq, a predicted model, not a curated record
AAUCACGUGACUUGCAUUCGCCUCAUGCAUUCGUCAACGAGUUAAUAGUGGGGAAGUGGCAUCGUUGAUGAUUUCUCGGUGCAGGCUUCUUUUACCGUCACAAAGGCAAGAAAUAGCGCCGGGAGAGGAUAGUUCGUGCGCGUGUAGGGCAAGUAUUUGCUUGCAGCGAACGGGAUAGGAUAUCGCGUAAUCGAGACAGAAAAAGAAGAAUAAGAGAAGUGUGUAAAGAGGCGUAGGCGGAAAAGUUUUGUUUUUAAAUUCGGAGCUAGAGACCGAGAUCGGAAGAUAGUGAAGAAAGACCAACGAGAUUUUAGUGCGGUGUGUUUCGUCGUCGUGAAAAAAAGAACUCAACAAAAAAAAAAAAGAAAAAAAAGAAAAAAAAAGAGAAAAAAAAAAUAAAAGACUUGACAUACUUUUUUUUCCUGGACGUCUUAAACAAUCGGAGGGACACACGCGUAAUCAACGACGAUUACGACGAGAUCGAGAGAGUAUCGUCGUCGUCGUUGUUGUUCGUCGUGCGAGAACGCCUGAAGGGGUUAAGAAAUUUCAAGAAAACGAUCGACGCGUUUUACGUAGUCGACGUACGUUGUUAACCAUUAGGCGACGGGAUUGUCCCUGAUCUAUCCGUUUCGCGAUAUCUUUCGAGAGAAUCGCGAAUUUUUGGGCGAGCAUAGAAGAAAGAGAAGAAGGAGGAGGAGGAGGAGGAGGAGGAGGAGGAGGAGGAGGUGGUGAAAAAGGACGAGUACAGUGCGUAGAGAACGUUUCCGUCGUCUUCGUCUCUUUGUCUCUUUGUCUCUUUGUCGACGACGAUUAUUAAAAUCUCUCGCAAUCUGGUGAAGAGAUAGAGAGAGAGAGAGAAUUUAAUUGCGACGUGUGUGAAAAACAAACAAGUCGCGUCCGCCAUCUUUCGCUUCUCCAGCUGCGAUUCGUGGAAGUGGGAGUGAAGUCGGAGUAGGAGUAGAAGAAGAAGGAGAAGGAGGAGAAGAAGAAGAAGAAGAAGAAGACGGAGACGGAACGAGUGGAGAGAAAGCGGAGAAGAACUAUCGAGAGAAAAAAAAUAGUCGGUUGUGUCUCUGCCGUGAGUGUGUUUGUGCGUCACCACCGUUCGGUUGGAUUCUGUUUUCGGAAGCAAAAGAAGUCAGGUUUUUGCUCGAAAGGUGACCAACGGUCACCGAAUGUGGCCAAAUUCGCAAAGAACGCGAAAAGGGAGGACCGCGAAGAAAUUCGAAACAACCAGUCCGAGGUAGCAUCGCGCUAAACGGAAGCUUCCCAGGGUGCCCCACUACUACCAACAUCAACAGCCAUCGCACUACUGCUACUACAUUACUACUACUACUACUACUACUGCUACUACUACUACUACUCUACUACUACUACUAUUACUACUACUAUUACACUAUUACACUUCUACUAUACGUACUAGAUCACAACACAUCGUCACGUUUGUUACGCCGCGCGUUUCCUCCGACCGAUCCCCUAUUCCCCUCUGCCCUGGAUACAGAGUUAUUGCGCAGUUAGAAAAAUCGCUGGAUACAGACGCUAUAGAAGAGAAAGACAGAGAGAGAGAGAGAUAGAGAGAGAAAGAGAGAGACGCCAGCGAGCUAGCCUGCCUGCGCUUGCUUGCUUUCACCUCGGGAGAAGCGACCCGCGAUAAACUAAGAACGACGGGUCGAGAAAAAUAGGAAAGUGAUAGAGAGAGAAAGACAGAAAGAGAGAGAGAGAGAGAGAAAGAGGAAAAGAGAACACUAUCGAGAAAAGGCAUCGUCUCGUCUCGUCGAAAUCAUGACGAAUUCGGCACCAAAGUUGAACGACAAGGUCGAACGACAGGGCUCACCUAAUACAGGUGGAAAGAGGCAUCAUCGCUCGAAUUCGGUGAAAUCAUCCCCGUUCUUUCAUAGCAGUGGCGGACGUUAUGGUAAAAAUGGAAUGAACAACAACAACAACAACAACAACAAUAGCAGCAACAGCAGCAACAGCAGCACCGGUAGACUUAGUUGCAGUCCGCCAUGUAGCGGUAAAACAUCUAGAAAUUCGCCAUUGCGAUACGAUAGUAUCAGCAGUCCAAGGGGUAGCCCUACUAACAGCUUUUACGCUGGCGCCAAAUUUUCGGAACCGCCAUCACCAGCGAGUCUCCCUAAACCACCAAGCCAUUGGACCAAUAACAGACUCAUCAAUAGUUGCCAGCGGUCUGAAAGGAGAAGUAACAAUGAUAUUUCGAAUCAUCUUAAGAUGAUACUCAACGUCCAAGCCUGAUAUCCAAAGAUCCACGGACCGCCGGAGACGGUCGUCUAUCGCGGCUCCCAGCGGGAGAGACAGCUACGAUAUCAUCAUCAUCAUCGUCAUCGAUAUCAUCAGCAUAAUCAUCGUUAUCAUCAACAUUAUUAUCAACAUUAUCAUCAUCGUUAUCAUCAUCGUCAUCAUUAUCAUCAUCAUCAUCAUCCUUCUUCUUCCUCAUCGGGCUACGGACAAUACGUUCGCGCGUGCGGCCUCGAGCUUUAAAAACCGUGAGUAAGAAAACAGACGAGACGAUUUAUUAUUAUUAACAAUUUCUCUGCAUCCCGUGUAUGUAUGUGUAAUAUGUAUAUUAUCUACGAAUCGUAACGUUAUAUCUCUCUACACGAUGUACCAUAGUACACAACCACGCGAGCUUCACCGCGUUAAAAUCAUCGAUGAGAUGAGAUGAGAUGAGAUGAGAUGAGAUGAUAUGAUAAAUGAGAUGAGAUGAGAUGAGAUGAGAUGAAAUUAGGAAGAAGCUGAUUAUAAAAGAAAUGACGAUGGAUGGAGGUGGAGAGAAGGAAAAGAGGAAGGAGACAGAUAGAGAGAGAGAGAAAGAGAAAUUUAGAGAGAAAGAGAGGGAGAAAGAAAUGAAAAGAUUUUAAGUGUCUCUCUCUCUCUUUCUCUCCCCCCUCUCUUUCUCUCUCUCUCUUCUCCUUCUCUCUCUCUCUCUUUCUCUCUCUCUCUCUCUUUCUCUCUACUUAAGGCAUGUGGAAAGAGAAAGUUUAUCUCGUUGCUAAAUGUGUGUGUGCGGGUCAUUCGUUUGUUCUCUCCUCUCUUAUUAUUGCGAGGACGAUAAGAUUUUAUAUAUAUACAUAUACACACACAUUUGUGUACAUAUAAAUUACGCGUGUAUGAAUAUGUGUGUGUGUAUAUAUAUGUACACAAUGUGUACGGAAUAUACGGACUAAUUAGAAAUAUAUUUCUUCGCCACGAGAUUACUCAUCUCGUAUUAUAACGCGACGAGUUUAGCGUGUUCCUCGAACGCGAAAAAAGAAAAAGAAAAAAAAAAAAACAGUUUGCGCGGAGGAUCUAUGAAUAACGUUUAACGAUUCUAUUGUACGCCGUCUAUGAAGAUAUAAACGUAUUGUAUUUUAGAUUAUCGUAUAUGAUUAACUUGAGAACGAGAAGAAAACACAUUGCUACACGACACACAAGGAAGAUACACACACACACGUUCUAUAUUUCUCCUUUUAACGCAUAAAUAACAUAAGUAUGAUUUUUCUCCGUGCACGAACUGAUAAGGAUCGAGAAUGGAGAAAAAUGUACGAACAAGUAAGAAUAUAUUAAAAAACGAGCGAAGCUGCACUCUUUGCUUUAAUUUUUUUUUCUUUCUGUUCAUUUUUUUUUUUAAUAUUUAUUUAUUUUCUUUUUUUUCUUUUUUUUUUUUUUUUAAUCGAGUUUCCAAUAAGAUUCAAUCCAAUUUUCUGAAGGAUCGAAAUUUUUACGGUUGUAUCUCCGAAGUUAAUGCAAAAGUCCAAGUUUUGUCGUCCUUUUCUUCUAUCGUUCGCAAAUACACACACACAUACACAAACAAACAAACACAUAUAAACAUAUUUCUUUCCAAAAGCAUGAAUGGAAGAAAAAGAGAGAGAGAGAGAGAGGGAGAGAGAGAGAGAGAUAAACUAUUCUUUUCCUUUUUAAUCGUCUUACGUAUAUUUCAUUUUACGAUACGAAGAAGCUUUAUCCACGAAAGUACGAUCGAUAACGCGUAUUAAAUUCGAUCUCUUGGAUCUUUCUUCCUUUGAUCUUUAAUCGUUACGUCCUCAAAGUAAAUAUAUAUUCGAUCGUUUAACAAUUAAUUUACUAUCGUGGAUGUUUCUUUUUUUUUUAUGUUUCUUCGUAUAUGUAACUGGUAUACGUAUACGUAAAAGCUAUAUUUCACGUAUACGUUUAUCAUUUUUUUAAUCAGAGAUGAAGGAUUUAUUUUCUUUUUUUUUUUUUUUUCUUUCCAUUUACGUUUAUUACUUUUCAUGAGGAUAUUUUUAUUUUUUUCGAACUUUGAUAGAUAAUGCUAUCGCGAAAUGACGCGAAUAAGGUUUCAUAAGGUGAGUUUUCAAAAUGAGGAAUGGGGAACGGGGGACGGGAUUAGCGAGAUUAGAAUUAGAACGAUAAAGAUUAUAUAUAUACACAUUUAAUGAGGGAUCUGGAUAAAUAAUCAGUAUCGAAAAAAAAAAAAAACAUAGAAUACCGUUAUCCCGAACGUCUGACGAAUGAGAAAGCUUUAUAAAGUAUUAACUCAUAUGCUUUUUUUUUUUGCUGGUACAAAUCGACACGCUUUUUUAAAAGGAACACAAAAUUUCUACGUUUGAUUACGAAAAAAAAGUAGGAGAUUUGCGGGGUGUGUUCUAUCUUUCUCUCUCUUUUUUUUUUCUAUUUUUUUUUUCUUUUUUUGUUUUAUUUUGAAUAACGCAGUGUAAAGUGUGUAAAAGAUUGGUUUCAAUUUAACUUUAAAUUUCAUAUUAAUUUAUUAGAAAUGAAUAAGAAUGAAAGACAUCGAGGUACGAGAAAAUUCUAAUGACGAAAUUUUAUAAAAUUCACGCGCUUUCGGUUAGUUUAUUAUUCUCUAUAAAUAUAUCUAAUAAGAGAAUGUAAUAUUAGGCGCGAGCCUAUGAAUGCAUUUUUCUAUUGUACCACGUUGCAUUACGUACAUUCGAUAGACAAAGGAAUAACAAUCGAAAAUUGCACCAAUGCACACAAACACACACAACACACACACACACACAUACACAAUUGCUUGACGAUAAAACGAAAAUUUUUCUUACCUUGUAAUCGUAUGUUUCGAUAUACGAGAUACAGAUAUAUGAUAUUACGUAGAAAAAUCGUUAUGCGUUUAUAUAACGUAUCCAGAUUUUAUUCUUCUCCCUUAAAAAAUUUUUUUUUUCCAUUUUCUUUUCUUAUACGUUUUUCUUUCUAUAUCUCUAUAUAUAAAUAAGUAUAUAUUUUUUCUUUCUUUUUUUUUUUUUGGUUUCUUUUCCUUAAUUAAAUGAGGAUGAUAAUUUUGAUUUCAAUUAUUGGGACUGGCUAAAAUUCUGUCGUAAUAUUUUUAAGUAUAUGAAUAUAUUGUGGGAAAAAAAUUCUCUCUUUUUUUUUUUUUGUUUCUUUUUAAGUUUAAAGACGCGCUGCCGUCUAAUAGACGUGUAUCUAUGUCGCUGCAAUACGUCCGCAAUUAGCAGCAAUGAUAGAUUUCUUCUUUUAUUUUUCUUUUUUUUUUUUUUUUCGUUUUCUUCUUUCGACAUUUUUUCUCCGUAAUAUAUAUAUAUAUUUUUUUUCUAAUUUCUGGUAUACUACAUUAGGCUUAGGGUGAGCUGCCAAAUAAAUAAGUACGUAUAGUCAACAAUAUGUUGGAAGAGUGAAUGGUCGUUCGUAUGUCUUCUUCGAAUGUUUCUGUCGAGGAUUGUAUAAAUGAAGGAUUGAAAGUAUAGUAUGAAUGUGAAAAAGAUUAAAAAAACGACAAAAGGUAUAAAAAACGUGCAAUUUCGAAUUUUCGAUUAAUUUUGCUCCAUAUUUUUUGUCUAGUUUCGUAAGGAUGAAGUGUUUUUAAAAUGGUAUCUAUAGUAUCUUAUUAUCACGCAUCGGAGAGUGGUAUGAUCGAGAUUUUUUUUCAUUCUUUACUCUUCGGAUAUAUACAUAUAUAUAUAUUUUUUUGCUUGUUGAUUCGUUACCCCCUUUUUUUUUUUUUACAAAGUAAGAUCGAUAAAGUUGAUUCGUUACUAGUCGACGAUCGAUUUCCGUCGAGCGUAAUUUCGUGUCCUCCCUCCUCUUUUUUCUUUCUCGGUAUAUAAUGUAACACAUAUAUGUAUACACACACAUUAUAUACAUAUAUACAUAUAUAUUGGUGCCUGGCAACGAUUCGAAAGCGAAAAAAGUGCAUGGAAGUUUCGAAUGCAGGCAAUUGAGAGAAAGUACAUCGGACUUGUUCCUUUUUACACUUUCCUAAUUUGUCGUAUACCUACACACACACACACACACACACGUAUACGCGCGCACGCCAGUUGUAAAUAUAUACAAAAAUUUGAAAACAGUACCGUUACCUUGAAAUCGAUCGUCUUUUACACGAAGGAUCGAUGAUCUCUUAAAAUGACAAAAUUAAGCGAUAUAAAAAUUUAACCAACUCAAAGUAAUAUGCGAUAUUUACAAACUUUCCCGCGUUUAAUUUAAAACGAGAUAAAAAUCCCUGUGAUUCUUAAUAAUUCUCCUUCGUGUCUCAAUUGAUUUCUCGUAAUUGAUAUAUUUUUUAUUUAUAUCUUUUAUGCUUCAUCGCACUUUUACUGAAUUAGAUAGAUCGAUCGAAACGGAACAAUCUUCUUCCUUUUCAAAAUCAAAAUUAUUAUAUAUAGCCGGGAAACUUAAUCUACAUAUAAUUGUUAUUAUCAUCGCGAUCAAAAUAGAGGGAGAGAGAUAGAGAGGGUGGGGAGAAAGAGAGAUAGAGAUAGUACAGACAACAAAGUGAAAAAAGAAAAAUAGGAAACGAAUUAUAAAACCAAAAAUGAUCGACGUGAAAAUUCGAUGAGAAAAUUAAAAGAAAUAAGAGUGAAGAGAGAAAAAAAGAUAGUCAUUAUAAACGAAACAUAUACGUGCUGCUCUCGACGGAAAACGAAUCGUACUCGUUCGAAAAUUGUUUUCGAACGAAAUGAAUGAGAAUAAUAAUAAUAAUAAUAAUAAUAAUGACGAUGAUGAUAAUGCUUAUGAUGAUGAUGAUGAUGAUGCUAAUGAUGAUGAUGAUAACGACGACGAUGUUGAUGUAAAUGUCGAUGAUGAUGAUGGUGAUGCGUAACGAGAGGGGGAAAAGCUGCGCGAACGCGGCCCAAUUUAAUAUUUCUUUUUUUUUUCUUUCUUUCUUUCUUUCUUUCUUCCUUCCUUUUUUUUUUUAUUUCUUAUUUUCAUUUAUAAUUUUAAUUUCAUAUCGUUUCAUUUCAAAUUGAACGGAAAAAGAAAGUUCUUGAAUUACAGUGACUUAUGACAAAUUCUCUGGCGAAGGAUAGGAAGGAGGGUUUUUUCUUGCAGUCAUUCCUUUCCUUCGUAUCUGUGCGUGUGAUGUCACUUCUACUCUAUACGAUUAUCCAUCCAGUGAAAUAAUACCGUUAUUCUCUAUAAUAUUUAAAGGAAAUAACUAACGAAAGAAAAUCGCCUCGAAUCAACGGACCAGAGUCCGAGUUCGCGUAAGUUUCUCGAUCGGAACAAAAUAGCACACCACUUGUAUCAAUCAUAUGCCCGUUUCUAAUCUAGAAAGGAAAAAGGGCCUCUUACGAAUAAAUCGAAUUGAAACACUGCCGUCCUAUGAGUAUUGCAACAAAAAUAAUGGCGCGCGCGCUCUACCGAUAUACAUAUAUAUGUAUCUAUAUACGUAUAUGUAUAUAUGUAUGUAGCUUCGUCUUUAAAAAUAAUAUAUAUUUCGCGCAUGUAAUGUACAUAUACGAUAUCGUGGAAAAAGAGAGAGAGAGAGAGCGAGCGAGAGAGAGAGAGAGAGAGAGAGAGAGAGAGAGCGAGAGAGAGAGAGAGAGAGAGAGAGAGAAAGAGAGACAGACAGAGAAGAUAAAUUGUAAUUUUGAUUGAAACGUGUAUAAACGUAUUUGUAAAAAAGAAAUUGGUGUACAUAUUGACUCGCGUAUGUAUGUAUAUGCAUUUUUGCCUUUUCGUACGCAGAACAAAGGAGAGAAAGAGAUAGAAAAGAGUCAACGUUUCGUUCCAGUUUCAGUCGAGAGCAGCGAACGUGACUAUCUUAAAACGGAUCUCUGUAGAGAAAAAAAAGGGUAGAACCAAAAAAAAAAGAGUAAGAGAAGAGGGGAGAGAGAGAGAGAGAGAGAGAGAAAGAGUGAGUUUAAUAAAAGACGAUGCAAUUGGAUUCUCGUGAUUGGUGGUAGAAAGUAGCACGCGAAUUUCUGUUUCGUAAAAGAAAAGAAAGGGUGGCUGCCAGGCUCGGUUCGAAAGAAUAUUUCUGUAAAUAUAUACGCGUGCUGUAGUAGGCACGACAAAAAUAAAAAAAAAAAAAAACAAAAAAGAAGAAAGUUUAAAGAAAUUAAUAAUUGUGUAAAGAGAAAGAGAGAGAGAGAGAGAGAGUAAUGUGACAUUUUUGCAAUGUUAUUCGAGGAAAGCCAAGUACGAUGAAAAAUAAUCGAUCGAAUGAUCGAUAUAGUAACGAAAAGAAAAAUUUAGCUGUGAUGAUGAACCUAUAGGUACUACUAAUUUUUAAUCGAUAACUGAUCUAUAUAUAUAUAUUAUAUAUACACAUAUAUAUAUAUUAUAUAUUAUAUGUAUAUGAUAUAAUACCAGAUAGGACAAGCUAAUUUAAGUAUAUACUUAUAUGUACGAUGAUAAUAAUUUUAUCAAAGAAUUAGAGAGAUCGACUUAAUGAAAUUCAAUUUCAUGAGAUACAAAAGAUGAAAAGAGAAAGAUAGAGAGAGGGAGGGAGGAGGGAGGGAGAGAGAGAAAAGAGUUGCUUUAAAAGAAAGUUCGGUCUCUUUUUUUCAUUCAAUUUGGCGCACAAGUUGCAGCCUCCUAAGAGCCAUUAUUGAUUAUUGUAAAUUUCUUAGAUAUACGAAAAGUGCGAUCGUGGAGAUCGGGUACAUUAAAAAAUACACUUGCAUAUACACAGACAGACAUGCGAAAUAACACGUAGCUAAUCUAUACUCGUAAACACCGGAAGAAUUCUUUCAUAAACAACGGGCGUGAGUCAUUUAUUUUUUCUUCUUUUUCUCCAAAAAAAAACCGAAAAAAAACCCAAAAAAAAAUAACAAAAAAUGGAAAGCCUGAAGCAGAGGAAAUAUAUGCGAAUACAGUUGACGAAUAUAUCGUAAAGAAAAGAAAAGAAAAGAAAAGAAAAGAAAAGAAAAGAAAAAAAAAAUAGGAAAGAAAGAGGGAGAGGAGAAAAGAACUAAUAACUCUCCCGAGUUCUUCAAAGUCCAGCCAACAAUUAACCGUGACCCACCGUCGCAAAAAGUACUUAAGAUAUAAAGUUAUAGCUGAUAAUUCAUUAUUAUAAUAGUAUUUAUAAAGAAAACAAAAGGAUCUACCGGAGGGAAUACUCGGGUCGUCCCAUCGUCGUCGUUGGUGAAAUUUGGAUUGUCAGGUAUCGAUUGUCCGCGAACGAAACCUGUACUUUUAGCUUUAAAUUAAAUCGACGUUUUUAAAAAGGGACCGCAGUUUUAGAUUAAGUAAGUAACUUUGUCCGCCGUAUUGAAUAUUAGAUGUAAUUUCAUUUCUCUUUUUUCAUCCUCGUUUCCUACUAUUUCUAUAUAUUCUUAAACAUUAAUAAUUUCAUGAUUUCUCUAUCGUUAUUCCUUUUCUGCAAUGCAAGGAAUACCAUUCGAUAAUUUUCUUUUCUCGACUCUCAUUAAUUUAGAUGAGGGUUAUUCUCUCAUCGUCUUCGCUUGCUUCUUAUUGAAUUUAAGGGUAAUUUAUGAUAGUUUCGAGCUGCUAAUCCUCGAAAAGGUUUAUUUUUAUGAAAGUAAGGGUUAGUAGGGAAAAAGGGACGACCCGUGACCAUCGACCGGUAAUUUAUUGUGAUAUUGUAACGUACAAAGCCGUUCGUCGCAAUAGGUUGGUUUAUUAUGAGAUCCGUACGAAUAGAACAUGAAAGAAAAUAAAAGGGAGAGAAAGAGUGAGAGAGAGAGAGAGAGAGAGAGAAUGCAUGAAUGAUAUCGAUUUGAAGAAUCUUGCGAACACACGAAAAUGUACAUACAUUACGGUUGCACGAAAAGAUUAGCAAUGGCAAUGCUCUCAAACGAUUAUCGAUUCGAAGGAAACCCGUGACGCAAAUCGGUCGACGAACUUCGCGAGAUACACAUAUACGUAUUUAUCAUAUGUGAAGGACAUUUAACAAUAUGGAUCUCUCGUUUUUACUCUCCGUAAUAUCUCCUUAAAACGUACGCGUCAUUUCUUCUAAUAAUUAUAACUUUCUCGUUAAGUUCUCGUUCCCCACCGAUAAAAAUGUCUUCAUCUUAUUAUAUUCUACUGGCAAAACACAACACGCGUUUCUGUGUAGCAUAUACAUAUAUAUAUAGUAUAGAUUAUUGAUAACGUCAUUAGGCAAUAAUUAGAAAGAGAAGAAAAUACGAUGGGAGAAAAUAUUCGCUCGAUUCGUUAUUAUCUUUUUUUUCUUUUUUAUUAUUAUUAUUAUAAUUAUUAUUAUUAGUAGUAGUAUUAAUAUUAUUAUUAUUAUUAUUAUUAUUAUUAUUAUUAUUAUUAUUAUUUAGGAAAAUUGUUUUUCAAAAUUCAGUGUCUAUUCCUUAAGCAUUUUAAUCUUUGUCUUUUUCUUUCUCUCUUUCUUUUUCAUCUUUCUUUCUUCAUAUUUUAUUUUAUUUUACUUCAUAUAUAUAUAUAUAUAUAUAUAUAUAUAUAUAUAUAUAUAUCGUCUCAAAGUUAAGAUGACGUUUGAGCCUAUCGUUCGACAUUAUCUAUCGACGCUUAAUCCAAUGCGAUAUAAAAAUAAUACAAACUCAUCACUACUCAACAAUAAUUUUAGCUUCUUGCGAGCAAAUUAAUUCGAGAGCUUACUGGAAAUAAGGGAAUAUAAUAUCUGCAUCUCGAUCGAUUAGAAACGCGAAUUAUAUUAGUUUUUUUUUUUUUAUUUUCGAAAGAGAGAGGGAGAGAGAGGUAUUGUAUUUUAUAGCUUUCCGAGGAGAAUUAGGAAAAUGUUAUCGAUCGUACAACAUAUCUGAUUUCUAGAUUUUAUUUUCGAAAUUUUUUUUUAGUUUCGCACUAAUCUCAUCACUUAUAUUAUAUUAGGAUUUUAUUCUAGCUUUUUUACUCUUGGAACGACGAUGAAAUAUCACGAGACAACAUUUCGAGAUAUUCGUUGUUGUUAAUAUGAUCAUUAUUAUUAUUAUUAUUAUUAUUAUUAUUAUUAUUAUUAUUAUUAUUAUUAUUAUUAUUAUUAUUAUUAUUAUUAUUAUUAUUAUUAUUAUUAUCAUUAUUAUGAUUAUUAUUAUUUAGAUAUAAGAAACUUCGAAAUUUUUACAUACGUGCAAAAGUUUAUUUAGGAAUAUAUUGUAUUAAAAGAUCUAUAGGUUUUCAUUCUUUCUUUUUUGUUUUUUUUUCUUUAUAAUAUUUUUUCUUUUUUUUUUCGAUUCAAUAUCUUUGCGAGAAGGAUACGCGUUUAACGCAUACGUUAUAUAAUUAAAAAUGUUUUUUACGAUCUGUUCUCGUAUUUUACAUUCGUAAAUUAGUUUUGAUAUUAAUUCGCGCAUAUUAUACGAUGCCUCAAUGAUACAACAGCAACAUCUAAGGAUAUAUACAUAUACGCGUAUAUAUAUAUAUAUAUAUAUAUGUAUAUAUAAAAAAUAAGUAUAUAUAUAUAUAUAUUAAAAAUAAUAACGAUAGAUUAAAUGGCAGGGGUUAUUAAAGUGUUUAGUUAAAACAAGAACGAAAAAUCAAUGAAUAUAGCAUAUCGUUGAUCCUUCGACGUGGUAAAAGUGUAUCCUCGAAAUCUGGCCGUUAAAAAUUUCGAUCUAUCGAUAAAUUUUAUCUAUUGAAAAAAUGUUAAUUUAUUAAUCGAAAUCUAUCGAAAGAGAAGAGAAGAAAGAGAAGAGAAGAGAAAAUAAGAGAAAUUAGAUCUCGUCGAGGUUGAGUUGUUCGAACGACUAAACUUUGACGAGUCCUCUUUCUCUCACUCUCUUCCUCUCUCUUCCUCUCUCGUCAUAUUUAUUAUUGUCGAUUGAAAGAGAAAAAAUCCAAAAUCUUUAAAGUAACGAACGAACAAACAAAUAAGCAAAUAAAAACAAAUUCAGAGAAAGAAAGCAGUGGCUUCUCGUAAAAAAAAUGCCAUGUACCGAGUACUGAUUAAUAAUAAAUCGUUUAAAAUUAACAUUUUAACAUUAACAAGGGACACAAACACAAUCACACAAACACUAUGUCGAUUAAUUGUGUAAGCCUUAAAUUUAGGAUUAAGUUUGCGAAAGGUUUGAGAUAAUAUUAAAGAAACACAGACAAUGGGAAUAAGAAAUGGAGCAUUAUUGUCGUGGCAUCUUCGUGGGUAUUUUUAGUAAUGGGAUCAUCGUUGUGAUGUAUAUAUAUAUAUUUUUUUUUCUCUCUAUUUUCUUCUUUCCUUUUUUUUCAUUUUCUUCUAUCUUCUUUUUCCUUUUUUUUUUUUUAUUUAAAAUAUUUUUCUUAUAACGUUCCAAUCGACGGGAAAUCAUCGAUUAUUAUUUAUCUCGAGGGAAGAGAAUAAAGGAAGAAAAAAAAAGAUGGAGAGGACAAGAGAAAAAGAGAAAGAUAAAGAAAAGUGGCAAGACCUUGUUUCACCCAUCUUUCUCUCUUCGUCCUCUUCUUUCUUCGGAAUUUUACUUUCAUUCCCCUCUUUUUUAUUUUUCUUUUUCAUUUUUUUUUCUUUUUUGUUCUUCAUCCCUAAACAAAGAACAGUUUUCGCGUGCCUCACUUAUUUCGUUAUCUUAUUUUCGUUUUUAAAGAAGAGAGUCCGAUGAACUCUCUCUUAUGUUAUAUGUGUGUGUAUGUAUAUAUGUAUAUAUACACACACACGGUAUUAAUUUGAAAAAUAAAUGAUAAACAACAUGAGAGGCACACGAACGUUCGAUCUCGCUUAGCGUUAUCUCUACCUUUUCUUUUUUAUUUUUUUAUUUUUUCCUUUUGUUUUUCGUUUCGCUUUUCUUUCAUCGUUUCUUUUAUUUUUUUUUUUUUUGUUUUAAUUUUAUCUCGAUCAUACAUAAGCGAUAUCUAUACAUCUAUAUAUAUAUAUAUAUAUAUAUAUAUAUAUGUGUGUAUAAUAAAAUAAUUAUAUGUAUAAUAUUAAUAAUAAUAAUGCCACACACACAUACACACGGUAAUGAUAAUAAUUAUUCUUAUCGAGUACGUAAAGCGUCGUUCGAGUACGUGAAAUCACGUGGAAAAUUGUUGUCAAAGUGAAAAUGAAAAAAAAAGAAAAAACUUCAUUAAGAAAUGAACGAACGAACGAAAGAAGCACAAAUCUUUUUUUAUCGUGCGAUUGAAACUGACUUUCUUGAUAUUUAUAAUACAUAUAUAAUAGAUAUAUAUUAUAUAUAUGUAUAUAUAUAUAUAUAUAUAUAUAUAUAUAUAUAUAUAUAUAAUAUAAGUGCAUUUUCACUUACACUUUCAUAUCUCAUAAAAUAAAAAGAACGAAUGUAAACCUGCGUGCUCUCACGAAUACGGUCGUAUGACGAACGACGUUUUAUCGAAUAAUAAGACGAGAUAAACGUAUCUUUCGUUACUUCUCGUUUCCUUUGUUAUGUUUAUCUCGAAGACCUCCAUACAAGGUGACGAAGAGAUUUUUACCAACGGUAGCAAAAAGGAGUGUCACUCAUAUAACGACGAAACCCAUAAUGUUUACGCUUGUAAAUUUCUCUCCAUGCUCAUAUAAUUAAUAUACAUAUAUAUAUAAUUAUAUAUAUAUAUAUGUACUCAAGAAUAUAUAACUCAAAAAUAUACAUACCCUACAUAUACAAAGCACACGAAUAUAACACACAAAAAUGAUAGAAACAAAGUAGAUACACAACGUUAUGUAUAUUAUAUCGAAGGCCCUUAACAAAUGAUCAAUGACAAUAUUUUUUAUCCUUCUUCUUGCUGCUGUUCGUGAAAAUCAUGGCCGAAUGUCAGACCAGUCUUUCUCGAUCGGUAUUCGUCGUCUUCUAAUCCUUCUUCGUUUCUUUCUAUUUUCUAUUUUAUAUCUUUCCUUCUUUUUAACUGAUAAUGGUUCAAAUUUUUCUCUAAUAUCUAUAUUUGUGUAUGUAGAUACACAUACACAUAUACAUACACAUAUAAAGAAGAGAUAUAUGCAACAUACGUACAAUUGAGAAAAAGGAAAAAAAUAACAACGUACACGUGCAAAUCAGGAGAUUUUUUAUUUGUGAUCGAUCGCGAUUAUAAAACAGGACGACGACACCGUUGAGAGAAUUCUACGUGUGUUUUGUUGUUGCGCAAACGCAUGCUGCUGACAUUUGGCCAAAAAGAAAAGCCGCGAGGAUAAAUGGAAUUGCCUGCUGCUGCGGCAAGAAAACGCACUGACUAUUUUAGCGAAUCGAGAUUCGACUAUGUACCUUGAUAUAUAUACCCUUAGAGAAAAUGAGAGAGAGAGAGAGAGAGAAUGUAUGUUACAUAUGUAUUUGUGAGAAAGAUAGAGUAAGCGAGCGAGCGAGUGAGUGAGUGAGUGAAAGAGAGAGAAAAUGGCGAGCGUGCCAAAAAUAAAUGCAUGAGAUUAUGUGUGUGUGUGUGUAUGUGUAGGUGAGAGUGAGAACACGUUAGAUAUACAUACGUAGUAAAAUAGAAGAGCUUCCUGCUCCAAAAAAGGACAAGUUUUCGAUAUACACGCACCGAUGUGUGUGUAUUCAGAAAGAGAGAGAGAGAGAGAGAGAGAGUGUGUGUGUGUGUGUGUGUAUGUGAGUGUGUAUGAUCGAUAACGAAUAAAAGUUACGAGAGAAGGACGCGUCCUUUCAAACACUCCGUCGAGAAACAAGCAUCGUCGUGUGUUUGCGCAUGCGAGCAAAAUGAUACGUCGUGUAACGAUAAAGACGAUGAAAAAAUAAGAAAAAUAAAAUGAAAGAAGGAUAAAUUUUCAAAGAUUCUUUAUUAAAGCAAAUAGCUCGUUCGAAAAGAAAAGAAAGUCAUUUUGCUAGCGUGUCGCGUCGCUAUUUUCUCUCUCUUUUUCUUUUUUCUUUUCUUUCUUUUUUUUUUUUUUACUUUUCUUGCUCCUUUUUAAAUCUAAUCCAUAAAAUUGCGUGUAAAAAGAAAAAAGAAAGAAAGAGCCUGUUAAAAUUUCGCUUACUUUUUUCUCCGAUGCUACGGGAACAUAAAAGAAAAGUUAAAGAAAGAUAAUGGAGAAGAAAACAUAUUGGCACAUUUGUAGCGUUAAUUAAAUUAUAUAGACCGAUGUAUAUCGAUAUUUUAAUUAUUGUAGAAAACAAAAAAAAAAGAGACAAGACGAAGGACUAUAAUGUAUGGUCCGUUCGUCAGACAAACAAUUUUUCAUUAAUAAAAAAAGGAAAAAAAAAGAAAAAAAAAAGAAAAAAAAAAGUAAUAAUAAAAAUAAUUUUGUUUGUCUCAUCUUCGUCGUCGUUGUCGUCGUCGUCGUCGUCGUCGUCG